Colletotrichum chrysophilum is the source of this 1056-nucleotide messenger RNA. RefSeq lists its product as uncharacterized. Lineage: Eukaryota; Fungi; Ascomycota; Sordariomycetes; Glomerellales; Glomerellaceae. Bases 1 to 1056 code for a protein of 351 amino acids. The transcript is spliced from 2 exons. The record is from RefSeq and is a predicted model, not a curated record.
AUGCCCAAACAGCAGUUCAUAGCCGCCCGCAGCUCGAGGCACCGAAUUGCUGUCAUAGCCCUCUUCCGCGCCCUCCUUCGGGAAGGCCGCGAGGUGACGCUCCCCCAGGAUGUCUGCAGGAAGGGAAAGAACCCCGUGCCGGAUCUCAUCAAGAGGGGCUUCCAGCGCAACAAGGCGGACGUGAGCCCGCGGCUGAUCUUUGCUGCGCUGUCGGCGGGAUAUAAGUUUCUUACCUUUUUCAAAAACGCACGAGUCCCCGAGUCGAAAGAACAAGCCGAGAUAAUCACCUACCUCCGCCAAAAGAAUGAGCACAUCGCCCGCGCCGAAGCGAAAAAGCGGCCCGGAAGGAAACCCCGCGACCCGGCGACCCCGCCCCCGAAACCCGUCCUCCAGAGGAUCUCGGCGGACGGAGAGGAGCCCAAGUACGUCUCCCGUCUGUUCCCGCGGCCGCGCGACAGCUUCGAGGGACGGAGGAAGAUCCCGCAAGUCAUCGUCACGGCGCAGGGGCACACGUUCCUCCGCCACAAGCGGCCGCAGCCGCGCGUGGUCAGCGACAUCCUGCGCCGCAAGACGUGGCGCAAGGCACGGAUCAAUGAGGUCAGCAUCGAGAUGACUGAGUGCGACUAUGCGGCGGCCCGGGAGGAGGACGAGUGGGAUAGGUUGGUGGACGAGCAGUUGAGGGCUGCGGGGCAGCAUAGUCGCGUGGACCACAGUCCGUCAACGUCGACUUACUACCAAUCGGUGCAGGAUUCGUACUACCAUAUGAUUGGGCAAAUUGACGCAGAACGGCGGAACGAGUUGGCCAGGGCGAAGGCGCUGAUUGAGGCUGUGAAAGGGGAGGAGGAGAUGCUGGCUCAGGAAGUGGAGGAGGCGAGGAAGCGUGGGGUGAGGACUGUGCCGACUGUGAUUGAGAAGCUUCGGCCGUACAUGAAGCAUCGAAAGUUGAGAAAGGAGACGAAGUUGAAAAGGUUCAAGAAGAAGAGAGUGGACAGAUGGAGAGGGAGUCUUGGGGGCUUGGAGCCUGGUCCGGUCAAACCUUCCAAGGAGACAGCAUAG